GUCUUGCCCUACUUUCCAUUCCCAUGCAACACUAACUUUCUUUCUUUAGAAUUAUUUUGCUCGAUGAAGCUUCUCUCGCCGGUUCUUGCAUUCCUAGCGCUUGCUGCGGUGGCAAGCCAUGCAGCUCGCUCACCUGAGCAAUAUUGGAACAAUAAGCUGCCGGAUACUCCGAUGCCGAAGGUUGUUCAAGAAAUUCUACAUCCUGAAUUAUUGAGGGAGAAAAGUACAUCUGUGAAUGUAGGUGGUGGCGGUGUAAACGUCAAUACAGGGAAAGGGAAGCCUGGGGGUACCGCCGUGAACGUUGGAAACGGUGGAGUACAUGUGAACACCGGGAAAGGAAAACCAGGUGGUGGCACUCACGUGAACGUCGGAAAGGGCGGAGUUGGGGUGAACACCGGGAAAGGGGGAGGCACUCACGUGAACGUCGGAAAGGGCGGAGUUGGAGUGAGCACCGGGAAAGGAAAACCAGGGGGUGGUACUCACGUGAGCGUCGGUAAGGGCGGAGUUGGCGUGAACACCGGGAAAGGAAAGCCAGGGGGCGGCACUCAUGUGAGCGUCGGAAAGGGCGGAGUUGGGGUGAACACCGGGAAAGGAAAACCAGGCGGCGGCACUCACGUGAGCGUCGGCGGCAAAGGCGGAGGAGUAUCGGUAAACACCGGGCACAAAGGAAAGCCGCCAGUACACGUUAACGUUUCACCGUUUAUUUACAAUUAUGCAGCCACCGAGACUCAAAUCCACGACGACCCGAACGUGGCACUUUUCUUUUUGGAAAAAGACAUGCACCCCGGUGCAACGAUGACCCUGCAUUUCAACCAAAACACACAGAAAUCAACCUUCUUACCUCACCAAAUCUCCCAAACGAUACCGUUUUCAUCAGACAAGUUACCGGAGAUCUUCUCCAAAUUCUCAGUAAAACCCGGAUCGGAAAAGGCAGAGACGAUGAAGAACACGAUCAAGGAGUGCGAACAGCCAUCGAUUCAAGGAGAAGAAAAAUACUGCGCAACCUCACUCGAGUCCAUGAUCGACUUCACCACUUCCAAGCUCGGGAAAAUCGACCAGGCAGUCUCAACAGAGGUGGAAAAACAAACCCCAAAGCAGAAAUACACAAUAUCCGCCGGAGUAGAUAGAAUUUCCGGCGAAAAAGUCGUAGUAUGCCACAAGCAGAACUACGCAUACGCCGUGUUCUACUGCCAUAAAUCGGAAACAACAAGGGCUUACACGGUUCAUUUGGACGGUGCAGACGGUACAAAAGCCAAAGCAGUGGCAGUCUGCCACACGGAUACAUCGGCAUGGAACCCAAAGCAUUUGGCUUUUCAAGUCCUUAAGGUUGAGCCGGGAACCGUUCCCAUCUGCCAUUUCCUUCCUCAGGAUCACAUUGUUUGGGUCCCAAAGUAAAAUAUCCAGUUUGUUCUAUAAUAAUUAUACCUCAAAGCCAUCGAGUUUAGUUAUGCAGAAGGUAUCCAUGGAUCAUGUUCUUAGUUAUGGAUAAAAUGAUAUUACUUAUUGUAUCAUAAUGGUUUGGUGAUGAAUCUAUUAGAACAUCAUGUUUUUUUGUU
Molecule: messenger RNA, 1556 nt
Organism: Hibiscus syriacus
Lineage: Eukaryota; Viridiplantae; Streptophyta; Magnoliopsida; Malvales; Malvaceae
Product: BURP domain-containing protein 3-like
Exons: 3
Coding region: 64-1395 (443 amino acids)
Source: RefSeq, a predicted model, not a curated record